Molecule: messenger RNA, 1175 nt
Organism: Oryzias latipes (Japanese medaka)
Lineage: Eukaryota; Metazoa; Chordata; Actinopteri; Beloniformes; Adrianichthyidae
Gene: polr3f
Product: polymerase (RNA) III (DNA directed) polypeptide F
Biological process (GO): transcription by RNA polymerase III
Cellular component (GO): RNA polymerase III complex
Source: RefSeq, a predicted model, not a curated record
ACCGAGCCUCUCCCGCCGCUGGGGGGCGGUAACGCUCCGGUCUCCGUGGUUCCCCCAGAAGAAGAAGCGGCGUCACCGGCAGCAGCGGACCGGGGAGAUGGCGGAGGUUCGGGUAAAGAAAGAGACGAACCUGGCGGAACCUGCAGAGGUGGAGACCAGGAUCAGAGAGCUGUGUCAGCAGUUCCCUCAGGGAAUCACAGACCAGGUGAUCCAGAACGACAUGCCUCACCUGGAGCCGCAGCAGAGGGCCCUGGCCAUCAACAAGCUGCUGUCCCUGGGCCAGCUGGACUUGCUCAGGAACAGUUCUGGUCUUCUGUACAGAUUAAAAGAUUCUCAGACAGCCAGUAAGAUGAAGGGCUCGGACAACCAGGAGAAGCUGGUUUACCAGAUCAUCGAGGAUGCCGGAAACAAAGGAAUCUGGAGCAGAGACAUCCGCUUCAAGAGCAACCUCCCUCUGACCGAGAUCAACAAGAUCCUGAAGAACCUGGAGAGCAAGAAGCUCAUCAAAGCCGUCAAAUCUGUGGCCGCGUCCAAGAAGAAGGUCUACAUGCUGUACAACGUGCAGCCGGACCGCUCCGUCACCGGAGGGGCCUGGUACAGCGACCAGGACUUUGAGUCCGAGUUCGUGGAGGUUCUGAACCAGCAGUGCUUCAAGUUCCUGCAGAGCAAGGCGGAGGCGGCGCGGGGCGGCCAGCAGAGCCCCAUGGUUCAGAGGAACAGCUCCUUCGCCACGUCUCACGAAGUCUGGAAGUACAUCAGCGAGUUGGGCAUCAGCAAGGUGGACCUGUCCAUGGACGACAUCGAGACCAUCCUGAACACGCUGAUCUACGACGGGAAGGUGGAGAUGACCGUGAUCGCCGCCAAGGAGGGGACGGUGGGCAGCGUGGACGGACAGAUGAAGCUGUACCGCGGCGUGAACGCCGUGCUGCCGCCGGCGGGCCUGGUGAAGACGCCCUGCGGCCUGUGCCCGGUGUUUGACGACUGUCACGAAGGGGGGGAGAUCUCGCCAUCCACCUGCAUCUACAUGACAGAGUGGCUGGAGUUCUGACUCCGCCCAUGGAACCCCGCCCCUUUCCUCCAUGGAGCCACGCCCCUUUCCUCCAUGGAACCCCGCCCCUUUCCUUUGGUUACGUCUGAUUUAAGUUAAUAAAGUUUUACUGUUGUGUGAAAAGCGA